CUAAUGGCUCGCCCCAUAUGUAAAUUUGCUAUCGCUCGCCACACCAGGAUUGGUCGGUUGGCUUUGCGAUAAAUUAUGUUGAUUGGUUAAGCAAAGAUUGUGAUAUCGGAAACAUGCAAGUUCUUGAUUGCGUUUUGAAUUUUUAAAUGUGAUAUUUAAUGAUAAUGCCGGAGAUGAAAGAAGAGGCAUCAGAUGGCGAUUCCACUGACAUCGAGGAGUUCUCAUGUCAGAGCAACACCCUUAUCGUCACUUCAAAGGGAACAGUGGCCAUGCUCAACAAAGGGGAACGCUUCAACCAUCCCCAUGCCGUCGCCCCUCCAGAACUGCGAGAUUUUCAUCAGGCCAGUUGUUUCGACAAUGAAGGGUAUGAAAGCGAUGAUAGCUACUCAACCAUCACCGAAGAAGCCCUCAAGAAACGAAUUCACCCCUUGGAACCGGAGGAUCUGAAAUACCUGGACAACAUAAACGACCCAAACAUGUCUAUCGAGGAUAAGCUUCAAAGUCUGCAAUCCCUCAAUGUUCCCGAAGGACAGAGCUGGAUGGAAGCGGAACGUACGGCCUUCAUUGCCAGAAAGAUCCAGGGCAUUGUGCAGGCAUUCCAAUACAGAGCGGAGAAGGCCAAAGAAAAACUGGUGCAGCCUCCCACACCCUCCCCUUCACCACCUCUUGAGUCCUCCAGCGAUAACGACCCCAGCAGUCCCAUCCAACAAUCAAGACCAAGAUUGCAAUCCCUGAUCGAGGAAGAGAAGUCUUCCAUCGACAGCUGGAGCCAGACCAUCAGCUUCUUCUGCUGCAGCAUCAAGAAGAAGCUCCUCCCUACUUUCCCCAAUAUCAUUGAUCCUCAAAGUAAAUUAUACAUCAUUUGGUUAUUCUUCGUAAUGGUGAGUUAUGCUUAUAACGCUUGGUCCAUCAUUUUCCGAGCAGUAUUUCCAUAUCAAACUCCCGACACCAUACCCAUCUAUCUCACGUUCGACUACAUUGCAGACAUCAUUUAUGUCUUUGACAUCGCUUUGUUCAAAGUGAGGCUACAGUUUUUGCACAAUGGAUUUUGGGUGGAAGACUAUAAACAAACUAAAGCUAAUUAUUUCAGAAAGCGUGAAUUUAAGCUGGAUCUUUUAUCUUUACUUCCACUGGACCUACUGUAUUUUGUUUAUGGUAUCAAUCCUCUGUUUCGCCUACCAAGAAUUCUAAAGGUGCAGACAUUUUGGGAAUUUUUUAACCGUGUAGAUGCAGUUACAAAAACUCCAUAUGUCAUCAGAAUCAUUCGCACUUUAAUGUACAUGAUGUACCUCAUCCACCUGAACGCAUGCGCAUACUACGCCAUGUCUACUUGGGAAGGAAUAGGAUCGAACAAAUGGGUGUUUCAAGGAGACGGAAAUGCCUACAUUCGCUGUUUUUACUUUGCUACCAAAACUGCAACCUCCAUCGGCAAGAAUCCGAAACCUGAAAACGAAAUCGAAUACAUUUUCAUGACAAUAUCGUGGUUAAUGGGAGUUUUUAUCUUUGCAUUUUUAGUUGGACAGAUCCGGGACAUAGUUGCCACAGCCACUCAAAGUAGAACUCAAUAUCGCCAAUUAAUGGACCAAACCGUCAUGUAUAUGAGGAACUUGAAUCUACCAGACGAGCUUCAGCGAAGAGUGAGAAUGUGGUUAAACCACAAUUGGGAACAACAAAAGACUUUCAAUGUGAGCAAGAUUUUGGACACUCUGCCAAGAAAAAUGAAGACAGAUGUCGCCAUCAACGUCCAUUAUAAAACUCUGGUUAAGGUCCAAUUGUUUAAGGACUGUGACAAAGCGUUGCUGCGAGAUUUGGUGCUACAACUGAGACCCGUCCUUUUUCUACCCGGAGACUACAUCUGCAGAAAGGGUGAAGUAGGGAAGGAGAUGUACAUAGUCAAUAAAGGGAUAGUCGAAGUGCUAGGUGGCGACAAAAAUGACUUGGUGCUGGCGACUCUGACCAAGGGUAGCGUCUUUGGAGAAAUCAGUUUAUUGGGAAUACCUGGUUGUAACCGACGCACUGCAGAUGUUCGAAGCAAAGGUUUUUCAAAUCUUUUCGUUCUCAGUAAAGAUGACCUGUGGGAAGCACUGAAGAAUUAUCCAGAGGCCCAGAAAGUUCUCAAGAAAAAAGCCAAGAAUAUCAUCAAAGAGAACGAAGCCCGAGCUCAAGCAACAAAACCUCGCCAAGAAACCUCUACAAGAGUUGAGGACUCGCCAAGACCAGACGACAGGGAGAAGUCAUACACACCUAAACUCGUUAGAACUGUCAUGCAGGUUCUUCCAAGGAGCUGCCAUCGCAUCCAACCACAAUCAAAUGAUUCUACGAAAACCUUCACAAACACCCCUUCCGGUUCUGCAUCCAACGCUGCUGAUAAUGCUGAACACGGUGCUUUUACAUUCAGAAACAUUUCCUCUAAACUGCAAAACAUGGGUCUAAAAAAUUCCAAAUUGAAUAUGACUCCAUCGACACAAAAUCCAAACUUCAUGAUAAAACCCCGUUCAAUGAGUGACGGCACAUUGGGCAGACCAGCGACAACUUCAGAGCUUUUCAUCAAGUCAGACAAAAAUCCUGAUUUCCCAGUUGUCAUUAAAAAGAUCUCGCCAACAAAAUCGGAGCCAAGUAGCUAUCAGCAAUUGAAUACUGUUGAAGAAUGUCCACUAAAUGAUUUGAGCACCAUAAGUUUCCUCAAAAGGCAGCUUAGUAAUCUGGAAAACAUUAAACGAAGAUCCAUGGCUAAACAGUCCCAAUCAUUUAACUCUGAGCAUGACGAAGAUAACAGCAGAUAUUUCAAUCCGAGUGAAGAAUCUGAUGCAGUUUCCCUAGAAAGUCAGAAGGGAAUAAUGUCGGAUGAUUCCAGCGAUACAGCUAGUACGAGCACCCAGAAGAUGACACUGGACAACAGCGAUGAAGAAAAUUCUUCGAAUUCCUCCAAUUCAAACUGGAUGUCAAGUACGUCGUCAGUACCUUACCUUGGAAACCUCUUUCUCAGCACACAAUCCAUUGCUUCAACCAAUAAAGAAAGUCAUUCGUCUCCUGUUCCUCAGCAAGAAUCAGAUGACCAACAUCAAAAAAUUUCGAUUCAGAUGUUUCAAGAAAUUGCCAAUGAUCCAAAUUUGAAUUCUUCUUCAUCGUCGAAUUCAUCAUCCAUUCUCUUUCUUGGUGGACUUUUUAAUCAUGGCAGCCAGUCCCCCAGUUCAUCCAAUAAAGAUUUCCCUCUUUCACAUCCAAAACAUGAAGCAGAAGAUUCUGGAAGUUCCACCAAUGGAAGCAGCUCUGCUGGCUAUGAUAAUCUGGCGUUCGUACCCUCUGGAAUUUUCUCAAGGCGUUCAAGCUUAUUCAGUAAUGCAUCUGGCUGAAUGAAGAUCUUUACCAUGGUUUACUGAAUCAUGCACAAAUACAGAAGUUGGAGAGUGGAAUCUCAUUGUCUUUGAUGGUACAUUUCUUUUACAAUCGAUGUAAUAUAUUGAAUAUGUCUAUGUAUUGUGUAUUCAUUUGUAACCGAGAGGCGAUAUUCCUUGUUUACAAUGGUGUAUUUCUUGUUUCAAUGGCUGUGAUUUGUGAUUGUUGUUGAUCUAUUCAUGUGUAACCGAAGAGUUUAAUUCAAUGUUUGCAGUGAUGUAUUUAGUAUUUCAGUGGUUGUUAAAUGUGGUUGUUGUUGACAUAUAUGUAAACGAAACAGUGGCGGCUCGUCUAUUGAAGUUGCAAAAUGGCCCUACGUUAUUCCAGAAAAUAAUUUAUUUAUUUCGUAAAAUUUAUCUCUUUUUGUUUUUUCCUUUAAUUAAGUACGAUUUUGACCGACUGCCUGUUAACCCUUUAAAGGGCCAUUUUUUUCUAGUCAUGUUAUGUUAAAAUAUUCUUUGGCUUGAAAUUAGAAUAAGAAAAGGGAUUCAUUUAGCUUAUUAGAUAAAUUUAAUUUGAUUAAUUAAUUAAUUUGGUUAAUUAAUAAUUAAGUAACAAAUCAAGAUGCAUCAUUUCGUCUGAGAUACAGAACUGAAGCAUUUAAGUUUCUAACUUACUAAAAAAAAUUGUCAUAACUUAUGCCAACCUACAUAAUUUCAUACAAGAUUGAUAAAUUUGGUGGGAAGCAUACUUCCCACGGUUCUAGAAAGGGUUAAACCAUUCAGUAUUCGCAUUUAUAUAAUUGCAAUUGAGAUCAAAAAUGAAAAGAACUUAUAUCACUUUCCAAAGUACUGAGGCGUUUAGAAACUAAAAUAUUGAAUGCCAGGUUUUUAUUCUAAAUAAUUGUAUUUGUGCUCAAAUGCCAAAGGUGAAGCGCCUAUGGGUUGCUCUAAAACCAGACCAUCUUUAAAUAUAAAUAAAAUCACAAACUGGCAUCAAUCUUUUCUCCUUUAUCUCCUAACUGCCUUGUUUGUCUUCACUUUUUUUUAUUUUCUCGGAUACGAAGUAUAGCAGAAGGUUUUAGACCUGGGCAUUCCGGGUUCGAAUCCCGGUUUGGGCAUAGUUGUUCUUCAUCUGUGUUCUAUCUGUGAGGUGUGUGAAUGUGCCCCCCUGUAAAAAGGGAUUGUGCAAGCGAAUGUGAGAGUUUCAUUUUCAUAUGAGCUAGAAGUCAGACUUCUGCUCUCGGUUGCUCAGGGGUCUUUACCCUCAGAAGCUACUGCACCCCCUUUCCAUGGUAACGCGGACACGGCAUCAUCAGAAGAAGAUUUGUAAUCUUCCAAAAAUUUGAAAUCGAGAUUUUGGCAAAAUUUCCACAUUUAGACCUCUCUGAGUUCGAAAAGCAUAUAUUCGGAAUUUUGUCUGCCUGUGAACGGAAUAACUCAAAAACGUUUUGAGCUGGACAGCUGAAAUUUAGACCAAAUUUGUAGAUUUCUAUCAAUUGUUGAACGAAAUCCAAUCAGAUAAAAUUUUAUCUGUCCAGCUUUUUGGUACAAGUGAACUCAACAACUACAAAAUGUAAAGAAUUUGGUAAAAUAAAAUUGGUACGCAGAUUUGCAUCUAAAAUAUAGAUUCUUAUCAAAUUUGGAGACAAAUCUCUCAGAAAGGUUGACCGUCUAUCGGUCUGUACUUUAGUACAUAUAUAAACGAAAUAUUUUAUUAAUGCAAAGACUUAAAUCAAUGAAAAUCGGUACGCUAUCUUGUGACUUCAACUUCAAGGACUAGGACAAGACAACUGGAAGCUGAACAACUGUCAAGUGUUCCAACCUCGUCUCAAAUUUUUGUCUCAUUUGGCCAACAAGAGGCAUCUAAAAUACAUGGUUCAGUUAAAAUGCUAGAUUCAUACAAAGAUCUAUAUUUCAAAACUAUCGUUCCCCAAUGCCAUGCAAGGUAUUCGCGGCCAUUCACAAGGUCCCCAAUUUUAUGCGGAGAAAGGCGAACAAGGCCUUCAUUGGAAAGUAUGCGACAAAGUUUAAGGGAGUCCACACCCGCUGGUUUUAUUUUACUCUAAUAUAUAUAUGUUUAAUUAAUUGUUCACAUAAAAAAAGAUGGAAAUAUAAACUUUUUCUGUUAAUCGGAAACUAGAUUUAUAUGAAAUUGUCUUGUCAAGGCGUUUGUUUAAAUAUAGUUUUUCAAUUUAAAUAAAUUGAAAAAAAACGUUAAAUAAUGUUUAUUUAAAGCUGCAAAAAUACAAGUUUAAUUUAAAUAUUUUGCAAUGAAUUUUUUUUGGCUUGAUAAAAUUUAACAGCAGUUUUUACUUUAUCACUUCAAAAAGAGACUUCUAAUCUACAAAAUAAAUCCGAACUUAAGAGAUUUUAAUGAAUUUACAGAUUUUAUUAACUUUCAUGAAUCAAUAAAAAAAAAAUCAUAUUCUGUAAAUAUGUUGUAUCAGAAACUUUACAAGAUAGAAGUCUUAAUAUAGUCUUGAAAACCAAAAUUAUACAUUUCAAGCAAAUAAUGAAGAAAAAAAUUUUUAAGAAAGUCUAUUCAUAUAUCAAUGAACAUAUAUAUGAGCAUAACAACUCAAAAAUAGAGCGAUCUAUAUAAAUGAAAUUUGGUAUGGGGUUUUAUGGCUAGAAUUCUAGAUUUAUAUCAAAUUUUGGACCAUAUCUGUCGGUUUAUUAUUUCAUAUGCGAUAAUUCAUAUUCGUAACCAUUUAGAUGAGUGAAUUUUAGUUUAUGAUCUUUAUUCUGUAAUUAUACAGAUCUAAUUUUUGACUAUAUCUAUCGAUUGGACAGAAUGUCCAUGAGUAUGUGAAAACGCUAACUCCAAAAGAAAUUCGGCAUGAUAAAUAAAUUUUGACAUGACAUCAAAACUGUAAAUUUUGAAUCCAACAGGAGUAUGGGAAGAGGUUCGAAUUGCAAACUCGAUUCUCUUAACUUUAUAACGUUAAACACAAAACGUAUCAGAUUGCAUGUAUAGUCGAAGAUAGAAUAUUCCUAUUGAUAUUGACAGAUAACGUUUUAGCCCUUGUGAAAUAUCGUUCACAGAACUGUUGGAUUUUAAGUUGACGAGCCGCCAUUAAACUGGUGACUGAAAUUCAUUGUUUUCAGUGUUGUAUUUCUUGUUUAAAUGGUUGUGAAUUGUGAUUGUUGCCAGUGUAUUGCUGCAUGUCUAACGCACACUGUUCCUUCGUGUUAUUGACUCGCUAUUUGUUAAGUCUGUGAUUUUGUUAUUCAUGGAGUAAAUACUCAAACAAUUCUAUAUAAACUGGUUUUGUUCCGAUUCGAGAUGUUCUACGAGAUUGUACAAAAUUGAUUCUACA
Messenger RNA from Argiope bruennichi, 6658 nucleotides. It is a transcript of the gene CngB, whose product is annotated as cyclic nucleotide-gated cation channel beta-3-like. Gene Ontology annotation, biological process: monoatomic cation transmembrane transport. The coding region runs from base 159 to 3353 and encodes 1064 amino acids. The record is from RefSeq and is a predicted model, not a curated record. The transcript is spliced from 18 exons. NCBI's taxonomy places the organism in Eukaryota, Metazoa, Arthropoda, Arachnida, Araneae, Araneidae. Gene Ontology annotation, cellular component: plasma membrane; intracellular cyclic nucleotide activated cation channel complex. Gene Ontology annotation, molecular function: protein-containing complex binding; intracellularly cGMP-activated cation channel activity; intracellularly cAMP-activated cation channel activity.